AUGUUAUCCAGUUAUAUGAACAUCCGUCUUCUGAAGACAAGAGAGUUCACUGCACUUUCCUGUAGAUCACUGUCCCUGAAUGAAAUCUCGGUAGCUCUACGUCCUUUCAUAUUUGAAGUUCAUCCAGAUCGCUUCGCAAACAACCCCAGUGUUCAGCAACAGAAUGAGAAAUCUUUACAAAUUUUUAAUGGUUAUAUUAAUGACUUAUUCCCUGUCUCCUCCAAUAUCAGACCAACAAAAGUUCAAUUCUCCAUAAUUGAUAAGCAUACAAGAAACUUACAGAAUAUACAAAUCAACUUGACCGGUACUGACCCUGUGCGAAUCGCCAAACAAGCCUUAGAAAGAUGUAAUCUUAGUACAAAUCAUUUGCCUAAUCUGUCUAAGCUGGUCAGAAAUGUUGCAGCAGCAAACGACUUUGCUGGAUUUGGUCCUGGUAUUCGCACCAGUAAUAUAGACCAGGACUUACUCAAAAUGUAUCUUCAACGGAAGCGGAAAGGGCCCAAAGGUAAUGAUCUGCAAAAUGCUUUAACUCACACGCGUACUGAAGCUAUACAGAAGUCUAGAGAAGCAGAAGUAACGAAAAUAACACUUAAAGAUGAAAUUGAUGAUUUGAAGUGGAGAACAGGUGCAAAAAAUAUUGUUUGGCAUAUGGACUGGGCUGAAUCGCAUAUGAGAAGAUGUUUGGGAAAUGUUCAUCGUUUAAUAGACCAAUCAAAUGAACAAAGAAGGGAAAGUAUAAUGAAUGCUUUAUACAAAAAUGUUUUGAGAUUCGGGCGUGGUUCAUUCGUAUGCUGUGAUGGCUCGAUACAAUUUGGAGCUGAUCACGUACCCGAGCAAUGGGAGCAAAUAUGCUUGGAGUCAUCUCGUCAACGUUCCCAACUCACUAAUCUUCAAAAUGCUGCAAUAAGACUUCGUGAUUACCUCGGGGGCGCUCUGAUAAUCUUACAUCAUCAAAGAAGUUUGUCACAAACACUGCAACAGAUAGAGUGCUUGAUAACACGGAUAAAGUGUCGCGAAUCAUUACACAAAGAGCUUGAGAAGUAUGGUGCUGAUACAAUGAUAGAAGUGACAACUUCUUACGACGAACUAGCUGUCGGGGUUGAUGGAAGACUAAAUAUUCCAUGUAAUGUAGAUGUUGGCUACUUGGUCUCUUUUCUUCAAGAAAAUUCGAAGAAAGCAGCCGAAAUUAAUAAGGAUAUGAUCCGUCUUCAGGCAGAAAUAGAAGCUGAUAAGGAUGCCUGUAUGAGAGAGUUGAGACUACGUUCUCUUGACUGGGAGAAUAAUUUACCUCUCCCUGAGGUUCUGAAUUCAAUUCGAAGGCUACGUGAUACAGAAGAUUCUCUUCGUGAACUUUUAGGAGGAAUGGGAAUCAAAUUUUGCCUCAAUCCCAACAUAUACGUUAUGAGUGACGGAAAACUAUCAGUCCCUCUCAAUUGGAUUUAG
Molecule: messenger RNA, 1443 nt
Organism: Auanema sp. JU1783
Lineage: Eukaryota; Metazoa; Nematoda; Chromadorea; Rhabditida; Rhabditidae
Source: the annotation of a GenBank genome assembly